Diaporthe amygdali is the source of this 1140-nucleotide messenger RNA. RefSeq lists its product as uncharacterized. The transcript has 3 exons. The record is from RefSeq and is a predicted model, not a curated record. NCBI's taxonomy places the organism in Eukaryota, Fungi, Ascomycota, Sordariomycetes, Diaporthales, Diaporthaceae. The coding region runs from base 1 to 1140 and encodes 379 amino acids.
AUGAUUUUCACGUCUUCGUCCCCCUUGCGGGCUGCACUCGUUUUGGCCGGCCUGUCUUCUGCCCGGAAGUGCAUCGAUUUGAGCAUCGACGUGCCCGUUGUCUCCAGAAAUGCCGUUUUCAAUCAAACGACACCAACAACUGACAUCGAAGUGACCAACUUCGCUCUGGACUUGACUCGUCAAGGACACAAUCGCACUAAUGAAGUCCUCACCGGUUAUGCAAACAUCAAGAAGACCUACACCGUAGCGGCCACGUACUGUGAACCGGACUCAGGCCCAUCCAAGACUCUUCAAUUGCUGACCCACGGAAUUGGCUUUGAUCGCACGUACUGGGAUCUCUCUAUAAACGACUACAAUUACAGCUAUGUAGCCGUUGCAAACGACGACUACGGCUACAGUACCUUCGCUUGGGACCGCCUCGGCAUAGCUCAAUCGCAGCACGGGGAAGCCGUGAACGAGAUCCAAUCUUCACUGGAGAUCGCGGCGUUGUAUACCCUCACAAAGCAACUCCGUGAAGGGUCUAUCGACGGCAUCAGCUGCGGUUUCGACAAAGUCGUCCACGUCGGCCACUCAUUCGGAAGCAUUCAGAGUUAUUCCUUGGCCGUCUUACACCCCGGGGCGAGUGACGGGCUCAUCCUGACCGGAUUUAGCCAGGCUAGCCAGUUCGUCCCGUACUUCGCCCUUGGCGCGAAUUUUGUCGCGGCCAACGGGUUGCCACCUUUCUUGACCUACCCGGAUGGAUAUCUCGCCUCUAGUGACCCCUCAGGCGUGCAGACCGACUUCUUCUCACCAGGGGCUUUUGAUCCCGCGCUUUUGGAUCUGGCGACUGCUUCUGGCAAGCCGGUCACUGUUGGCGAGCUUCUGACUAUUAGCGCUGCUACUGCGAUGAAGAAUCCUCUGAAGGGGCCGGUAUUGAUUAUCACUGGAGGCCGAGACAUUCCUUUCUGUGGAGGAGAUUGCCUCUUGACGGGCUCAUCACUCCCGAACUUCCUCGAGAUGAGUAAGCCGAUGUUUCCAUCAGCCAGCAAAUUCGAGGCUGUUGUCGUCGGAGAGGCUGGGCACGGAUUGAACUUGGAAUACUCCCAUCCCUUCACAUACGGCAAGAUCCUGGACUUCGUUACCCAGAAUGUUGGGCUGUGA